ACUUUUACAAAUAAAAUCAACACAGAAUUUAAUUGAUAAUAUAAUUUUGCAAUAUUUAAAUGAGAAGUUCGUGAUUUAUUUGGAAUUUCAGAGAGAAAAAUGACAACUAUUGCUAGCUAAUGAUAGCGUGUGUUGCUAGCCUGAACUUCUAUAUGGUGAUGGAGGAAAGCAGCCAGCCAGAGGGAGAACCCAAACCCUCAGCUCCAUCGCGCACUAAGAAGCCUGACAUGGCCAUUUAUGUACCCAAGGGACGUCAGGGAGAAAACCAACCCCAGUCCAGAGAAAAGCCCCAAUCAGGGGGUGAUAAGAAACCCAAAGGCAGACCCCGGUACACCGAUAAAGCCCGGAGAUACAACUCCAAGAACAAGAAGGACAAAAGCGGAGGAGAUAAAAAGGAAGCAGGGGAUGAGGGGUUUACAAACGGCGAGGACGAACCAAGCACAAAGGAAGGGGGACAAGAGAAAGAUGAACCCCGGGUGGAAAAGGAAGACGAAUCUACAGAAGAUGCAGGACAGAGGGUCUCCUCUGAGGACGUGAACACCCCAACACACACGACUGGUGAGUUAAAGACUGCAGAGACAGAGCAGAACCCGAAAGAGGAAGACAAGAAAGAGGAGGAGGGUGAUAACUGGGAUUCUUUAUUCACCGAUGAUGGAGAAUGUCUCAACCCACACCUGCUGGAAGAGAUCUCUCAGAAGGCGGGGCAUAACAAGGCGUCCAUUCAGGAGCCGCGGUUCGACUACUAUAAUUGGACGCCGGAGGACGACGAGGUGGAGCUGCGAGAGGACGAGCUGUCUCAUAUCGUGGAGAUCUACGACUUCCCUUCUGAGUUUAAAACAGAGGAUUUAAUACGAGCCUUCUGUUCCUAUCAGCAGAAAGGCUUUGAUAUAAAGUGGAUCGAUGACACACACGCCCUCGGCCUUUUCUCCAGUCCCAUAGCAGCACGAGAUGCUCUGAGGACCAAACACCCCAUGCUGAAGGUUCGUCCUCUCUCCAAAUCCUCCUCAGCCACUAAAGCCCUAGCACGUGCCUCCUCAGAUUACCUCCUCCCGGCUAAAGAGCGUCCUCAGACGAGUGCGGCUCUCGCCCGGCGCCUCGUCAUCGGCGCUCUCGGGGUGAAGAGCACGCAGAGCCGAGAGCAGCGUGAGGCCGAGAGGAACCAGCUACGGCAAGCCAGAGAGCAAAAACGACUGGCAGCCAAGCAGCGAGACGACGCCUGGGAAGGGAGGUGAAGCUCACACAGUUCGGUCACACACUCUCCUUACAGCUCUCACACACACACACACACACACACACACAGCGAGCGAAUGAGAUUCUCUCCCUCUCUCUGGACGCAGGUCUGAGGCUCACAGUGCGUUCCCUGGAUGUCGGUGUUACUGUAAUAGCGAAAUGACUUUUUUCACCAAGCUGUCCGUGUUGUCACACUGCUGGUUUCCAUGGCAAUGUUUAUAAAACGAUAUAGAACACGACACGUACAGAGUAAACCUUCUUUCUAACUACCGUUACCGUGAACGCCGUUGCAUUUUCAGAAAGUGUCGACGAAUCCCUGCCUCUGAAAUGCAUCAUUACUGUAAUCCUGUCAUGACCUGGAUGUCUGUGUGUGAACAUGGAUUUGUUUUAAAGCCACACACACACACACACACACACACAGCUGCAACACCUGACUCGUGUGUGUUCUGUUCAACAAAUCCGUGUUCACACACAGACAUCCACAUCAUGUCAGGAAUGCGGUAAUGACACACGAUGCUGAAGAGAACCGGGACUCUAGGGAAAGAAACGCGUCAAUGGUUCUGCAUUCACGCCAUUUUGACAGGAGUCAUGUAAAUAUCUUCUCUCGAGUUGUUGUCAUGGCAACAGAAUGACUCCUCCCACAAUCCCACAGACGACAGUGCGGGGGGGGAAAGUUAUGGUUCAAAAUGAAGCCACUUGAGUCAUCGAGCCUGCUGGAGGAGAGUUUAACGGAGGUGUUGGAGGUGGUUUAGGAUUGAAACCACAACAGAAAGCCUAAUGGUUAGAGCUCUCUCUCUCUCUCACACACACACACACACACACACACACACACACACACACACACACACACACACACAGGGUUAUAAUGAUGUUCAUGCAACACCACUUCUUUCUGUUCCCUUUGUAAAUAACGCGAUGGUGUGUGUUUUGAUAUCUUCAGGUUUUUAAAUAUGGUUGUUUUAUAAUGUACAGCUUUAAACUCAAAACAAAAAGCUUCUCUGUUCUGAUGCCAAAUGACACACAGCGCUCUCUCUCUCUCUCUCUGUGUGUGUGUGUGUGUGUGUGUGUCAGAAACCCGUCUUCAGACUGUGUUUGAGGUUUUUUUUAAUGCUUUUUAAGUGGGACUGUUUGUUUCUGACCCAUGAAGCACUGCUGUAAAGACUUAACUGUGAUUUGAAUAAAAAAAUUUAAACAAAAAUGAGUCUGGCU
This is a messenger RNA of Pangasianodon hypophthalmus (striped catfish), 2439 nucleotides long. It is a transcript of the gene r3hcc1l, whose product is annotated as R3H domain and coiled-coil containing 1-like. The transcript has 7 exons. Lineage: Eukaryota; Metazoa; Chordata; Actinopteri; Siluriformes; Pangasiidae. Bases 120 to 1232 code for a protein of 370 amino acids. The record is from RefSeq and is a predicted model, not a curated record.